CAUAUUAUGUGUUUAUAGGUUAGUUUGCAGCACAGAUGAAACAAUUUCAAAUUUAUUUAUUUAUUUAUUCUACCUAUAUUAAAAGAACAAUCAAAAUUUUUCUAUGAUAGAGUAAUUUUAUUAAAAAACUGAAUAUGGUCGUGUGUAAAUUCUUUCUUCAAGGUACUUGCAAAUUUGGAAGUAUGUGUAAAUUCGACCAUGACGUUAAAGAAAACUACAAUCCUUACCAAUCAACUGGAACAUCCAUCCUGAGAAGUACUAAUUUUUGUGCAACACCAAUACCACAACCAAAAUUAGUACCACAAGAAAAACAAUCGGUGGAUACAAACAUGCUGAUUAAAUCAGUCGUAACUGAUAUGACCCAGGCAGAGAAGGGGGGGCAAUGGCUAUUUUCUUGUUAUGCACCAUUUAAAGAAAAACCAGCAUUUCCUGGUUUUGAAGACCAAAGCUUUGAAGAAUUGAGACAUGGUUAUUAUGAGGCAGCCAAAGUAGGCUCUGUCGAACAGUUUAAACAACAAAUCCAAAAUAUGGUUCAAGAAAUUAUAUUAAAAGUAAGAUCUCUUCAAAAUCCAUCACCAGAUAUAAUAAGCAUGCUUAUUAAUAUUUAUAAUUCUCCUGCAUCACCCCAAGCAGGGGUUUAUACAGGAAACACUCAAACACAGAGUACUUCAAAUUUUAGUUUUAAAUCGGGAGGUAUCAGCCAACAAAGCACCUCUAUAUUUGGUCAAGCAAAUCAGAAUAUAUUUGGAAAUACUCAACAACAACAACAACAACAACAGCAGCAACAACAAAAUUUAUUUAGUCCUCCAACAAAUAAUGUUUUUGCUGGAAAUAAUCAAACUUCUCAAAAUAUAUUUGGAAAUCAACAAGGUACUAAUUUUGGUAAUGUUUCUGCUAUGCAACAAAUACAAUCUAACAAUAGCAAUAUAUUUGCUCAAGGAAGUAAUAAUUUGGGAAUCCAAAAUAAUUCAGUUUUUAGUAGUCAGCCUUCAGCGAUGCCAGUGAAUUCUAAUGCAAUUUUUAAUAAUAAUGCCCAACAAGCAAAUACAACAUCAGUAAACUCUGGAUCAAUUUUUGGCAAUAAUUCACAGCCUUCUAAUGCAAAUGUAUUUGCGCCUCAAAUUCAGCAGAAUAUAUUCCAACCUGUUUCUCAAACACCAAAUUUAUUUGGGCCAGCAAAUAACUCAGUUAAACCUCCCAUACCAAUAACGCAAACUGGUAGCUUAUUUAGUACAGUUCAAAAUAAUCAGUUGCUUCAACCCCAAAAUAAUCAAUUGAUUCAACCCCAGAAUAAUCAGUUCCUUCAGCCUCAACAAAAUCAAGUGACCCAGCCCUCCAUAUUUAGCCAACCUUCUAAUUCAGUUAUGGUUUCCAAUAAUGAAACACCCCAGUCUCAUAAUAAUAAUAUAUUUAGUAAUGCACAGAACACAGCAGCUUUAUCUAAUACUGGAAGAAAUAUUGAUCUCAGUUUAUAUUCAAAAUUAGAAGACUUAACGGAAGAAGAAAUUAAAUGGUUCCAGAGUGAUGAUUUGGAUAUUAUGAAUAUUCCAGAAAAGCCACCUACGUAUGAAAUGUGUUUUAAUAGUUAAUGUCAAUUAUAUCAAUAUUCAAAAUUUUGCAAUUGUAACACAGAAUCAACAUGUUUUUUUUUCAAUCACUUUAUAUGACCUUGAUGUGGUCCCUCUCUAUUAAAAAACGCCUUGAAACUAAAGUUUAAUAUUUAGUAGGCAUAUUAAAAAAUUUCAAAUUAAGUGACUGAAAGAAAACAACCAAGAAAUGUA
Molecule: messenger RNA, 1781 nt
Organism: Psylliodes chrysocephalus
Lineage: Eukaryota; Metazoa; Arthropoda; Insecta; Coleoptera; Chrysomelidae
Source: the annotation of a GenBank genome assembly